Penicillium daleae is the source of this 447-nucleotide messenger RNA. Its product is annotated as resistance to Congo red protein. Bases 1 to 447 code for a protein of 148 amino acids. NCBI's taxonomy places the organism in Eukaryota, Fungi, Ascomycota, Eurotiomycetes, Eurotiales, Aspergillaceae. The transcript has 3 exons. Gene Ontology annotation, biological process: vesicle-mediated transport. Gene Ontology annotation, cellular component: intracellular membrane-bounded organelle. The record is from RefSeq and is a predicted model, not a curated record.
AUGGCGAUCAUUCCACGAUACUACUGUAGCAUCUACGAUGACAACUGCAACUCAUCUUGGGAUAGCUGGGGUCGCUGGGUAGCCUUCGGCGUCAUCGUUGGCAUUGCCUUCCUCGUCUUCUUCGCUUUCGCAUGCUUCAACGCCCGCCGCCGUCGCAACCACGGUCUCCGCCCCUACGCCGGCACAGCAUGGAUGGCUCCUCCCCCUGGAAAUCCUCCUCCCAACCAGCCCGUCUACCAACAACCAUACGGCGGGAAUGACCCAUACUACUCGCAACAACCACCACCUCAAUAUUCAGCCAACCCCCAGAACUAUGGUUACUUCGGUGCCCAACAAGCACCCGGUCAACAGCAGAGCGGUAUCGAGCUCCAGCAACCCGCUCACGCUCACGGCCCCGGCCCGCGCGAGUACAGUCCCCCUCCCGGCCCUCCUCCCGCGAAGGCAUGA